Coregonus sp. 'balchen' is the source of this 7424-nucleotide messenger RNA. The record is from the annotation of a GenBank genome assembly. NCBI's taxonomy places the organism in Eukaryota, Metazoa, Chordata, Actinopteri, Salmoniformes, Salmonidae.
AUGGAUAUUAACAUCGGAACGGAUCUGAGAGAGAUGGAGAGAAAGAUGGGUCGGAAGAUUCCUUUUGCCAUGGAUGGACGGAUCAUGAAAGAGAAUACAGAUGGUGGAGACAAGUGGGACUCGCCUGGCCAUGUGAAAGACAUGUCCUACAAGAUGAGUCUGCAGAGCAAGAUGCAAGUCCUAAGACAAGAAAUGGUUCGUAUUUUAUUUAACCUUUAUUGUGUCUAAGUGUCUAUCCAAGUCCUGUAUAUUCUAUCCAAGUCCUGUAGAGUGUUUAUCCAAGUCCUUUAUCCAAGUGUUUGAGUGUCAAUUCAAGUCCUGUAGAGUGUUUAUCCAAGUCCUGUAGAGUGUUUAUCCAAGUCCUGUAGAGUGUUUAUCCAAGUCCUGUAGAGUGUUUAUCCAAGUCCUGUAGAGUGUUUAUCCAAGUCCUGUAGAGUGUCUAUCCAAGUCCUGUAGAGUGUUUAUCCAAGUCCUGUAGAGUGUUUAUCCAAGUCCUGUAGAGUGUUUAUCCAAGUCCUGUAGAGUGUUUAUCCAAGUCCUGUAGAGUGUUUAUCCAAGUCCUGUAGAGUGUUAUCAAGUCCUGUGAGUCCUGAGAUGUUUAUCCAAGGAGUGAUCCAUGUAGAGUGUUUAUCCAAGUCCUGAGAGUGUCUAUCCCAAGUCCUGUAGAGUGUUUAUCCAAGUCCUGUAGAGUGUCAAUCCAAGUCCUGUAGAGUGUUUAUCCAAGCCUGUAGAGUGUUUAUCCAUCUAGAGUUAUCCAAGUCCUGUAGAGUGUCUAUCCAAGUCCUGUAGAGUGUUUAUCCAAGUCCUGUAGAGUGUUUAUCCAAGUCCUGUAGAGUGUUUAUCCAGUCCUGUAGAGUGUUAUCAAGUCCUGUAGAGUGUUUAUCCAAGUCCUGUAGAGUGGUCUAUCCAAGUCCUGUAGGAGUGUCAUCAAGUCUGUAGAGUGUUUAUCCAAGUCCUGUAGAGUGUCUAUCAAGUCCUGUAGAGUGUCUAUCCAAGUCUGUAGAGUGUCUAUCCAAGUCCUGUAGAGUGUUUAUCCAAGUCCCUGUAGAGUGUUUAAUCCAAGUCUGUAGAGUGUUUAUCCAAGUCCUGUAGAGUGUCUAGCCAAGUCCUGUAGAGUGUCUAUCCAAGUCCUGUAGAGUGUUUAUCCAAGUCCUGUAGAGUGUCAAUCCAAGUCCUGUAGAGUGUUUAUCCAAGUCCUGUAGAGUGUUUAUCCAAGUCCUGUAGAGUGUCUAUCCAAGUCCUGUAGAGUGUCUAUCCAAGUCCUGUAGAGUGUUUAUCCAAGUCCUGUAGAGUGUUUAUCCAAGUCCUGUAGAGUGUUUAUCCAAGUCCUGUAGAGUGUUUAUCCAAGUCCUGUAGAGUGUUUAUCCAAGUCCUGUAGAGUGUUUAUCCAAGUCCUGUAGAGUGUUUAUCCAAGUCCCUGUAGAGUGUUUUAUCCAAGUCCUGUAGAGUGUUUAUCCAAGUCCUGUAGAGUGUUUUAUCCCAGUCUUGUAGAGUGUUUAUCCAAGUCCUUGUAUAGUGUUUAUCCAAGUCCUGUAGAGUGUUUAUCCAAGUCCUGUAGAGUGUUAUCCAUCCAAGCCCUGUAGAGUGUUUAUCCAAGUCCUGUAGAGUGUUUAUCCAAGUCCUGUAGAGUGGUCUAUCCAAGUCCUGUAGAGUGUUUUAUCCAAGUCCUGUAGAGUGUUUAUCCAAGUCCUGUAGAGAUGUUUAUCAAUCUGUGAUGUAUCCAAGUCCUGUAGAGUGUCUAUCCAGUCUGUAGAGUGUUUAUCCAAGUCCUGUAGAGUGUUUAUCCAAGUCCUGUAGAGUGUUUAUCCAAGUCCUGUAGAGUGUUUAUCCAAGUCCUGUAGAGUGUUUAUCCAAGUCUGUAGAGUGUUUAUCCAAGUCCUGUAGAGUUUUAUCCAAGUCCUGUAGAGUGUUAUCCAAGUCCUGUAGAGUGUUUAUCCCAAGUCCUGUAAGUGUUUAUCCAAGUCCUGUAGAGUGUUAUCCAAGUCCUGUAGAGUGUUUAUCCAAGUCCUGUAGAGUGUUUAUCCAGUCCUGUAGAGUGUUUAUCCAAGUCCUGUAGAGUGUUUAUCCAGUCCUGUAGAGUGUUUAUCCAAGUCCUGUAGAGUGUUUAUCCAAGUCCUGUAGAGUGUUUAUCCAAGUCCUGUAGAGUGUUAUCCAAGUCCUGUAGAGUGUUUAUCCAAGUCCUGUAGAGUGUAUAUCCAAGUCCUGUAGAGUGUUUUAAUCCAAGUCCUGUAGAGUGUUUAUCCAAGUCCUGUAGAGUGUAUAUCCAAUCCUGUAGAGUGUUUUAUCCAAGUCCUGUAGUAGGUUAUUAUCCAAGUCACUGUAGAGAGUUAUAUCCAAGUCCUGUGAGGGGUUUAUAUAUUUCAGGUCUUUUGUAGAGUUUACCCCAAUCAUUUUAAAGAAAAAUCAGGUUAAAUAUAUCCAGAGAUAUGGUAAGUGUAACAGUAUAUAAUUUUAUCUUCAAGUUACCCUGUAGAGCCUGUUGUACUUUCUCUAGCCGUCAAUUCGAUCCAAGUCCUGGUAGAGUGUUCUUAUCCAAGUCCACUGCCCUAACUCCUGUUUGUCUGUUCUCUCCACAACACAGUCACACUGCCUAACUCAUGUUUGCCUGUGUUCUCUCCAACACACAGUCACCCUGCCUAGAUCCUGUUUGUCCUGUUCUAUCCAACAACACAGUCACACCUGCCUAACUCCGGUGUGUCCUGUUCUUCCCACAACACAGUCCACCUGCCAACUCCUGUUGUCGUCUCUCCAACACAGUCACACGUCCAACUCCUGUUGGCUUCUUCCCAACACAGUCACACUGCCCUAACUCCGUUUGUCCGUUCUCUCCAACAACACGUCACACCUGCCCUAUAUUGCCGUUCUCUCCAACACAGUUCAACCGCUAACCUGUGUCUGUUCUCUCCAACAACCACAGUCACACUGCCCUAACUCCUGUGUGUGCGUUCUUCCCAACACACAGUCACACUGCCCUAACUCUGUGCCUGUUCUCUCCAACAACACGUCACACCUGCCCACUCCUGUUGUCUGUCUCUCCCAAACACAGUCACACCUGCCCUAACGUCCUGUUUGUCCUGUUCUUCUCCAACAACACAGUCACACCUGCCCUAACUCCUGUUUGUCCUGUUCUCUCCCAACAACACAGUCACACCUGGCCCUAACUCCUGUUUGUCCUGUUCUCUCCCAACAACACAGUCACACCGCCCUAACUCUGUGUGUCCUGUUCUCUCCAACAACACAGUCACACACUGCCCUAACUCCUGUUUGUCCUGUUCUCUCCCAACAACACAGUCACACCUGCCCUAACUCCUGUUUGUCCUGUUCUCUCCCAACACACAGUCACACCUGCCCUAACUCCUGUUUGUCCUGUUUUCUCCACAACACAGUCACACCUGCCCUAACUCCUGUUUGUCCUGUUCUCUCUCAACAACACAGUCACACCUGCCCUAACUCCUGUUUGUCCUGUUCUCUCCAACACAGUCACACCUGCCCUAAACUCCUUGUUUGUCCUGUUCUCUCUCAACACAGUCCACACCUGCCCUAACUCCUGUUUGUCCUGUUCUCUCCCAACACAGUCACACCUGCCCUAACUCCUGUUUGUCCUGUUCUCUCUCCAACAACAGUCACACCUGCCCUAACUCCUGUUUGUCCUGUUCUCUCCCAACAACACAGUCACACCUGCCCUAACUCCUGUUUGUCCUGUUCUCUCCAACAACACAGUCACACCUGCCCUAACUCCUGUUUGUCCUGUUCUCUCCAACAACACAGUCACACCUGCCCUAACUCCUGUUUGUCCUGUUCUCUCUCAACAACACAGUCACAACACUGCCCUAACUCCUGUUUGUCCGUUCUCUCCCACAACACAGUCACACCUGCCCUAACUCCUGUUUGUCCUGUUCUCUCCCAACCAGUCACAACCUGCCCUAACUCCUGUUUGUUCCUGUUCUCUCCAACAACACGUCACACUCCUAACUCCGUGUCCGUCUCUCCAACAAGUCACAUGUUCCUAACUCCUGUUGUCCGUCUCUCAACAACACAGUCACACCCUGCCCUAACUCCUGUUUGUCCUGUUCUCUCCACAAACACAGUCACACCUGCCCUAACUCCUGUUUUGUCCUGUUCUCUCUCAACAAACCAACGCCCUAACUCCGUUGUCAUGUCCUCCCAACACAGUCACACCUGCCCUAACUCCUGUUGUCCUGUUCUCUCUCAACAACACAGUCACACACCUGCCCUAACUCCUGUUUGUCCUGUUCUCUCCCAACAACACAGUCACACACCUGCCCUAACUCCUGUUUGUCCUGUUCUCUCUCAACAACACAGUCACACCUGCCCUAACUCCUGUUUGUCCUGUUCUCUCCCAACACAGUCACACCUGCCCUAACUCCUGUUUGUCCUGUUCUCUCCCAACAACCAGUCACACCUGCCCUAACUCCUGUUUGUCCUGUUCUCUCCCACAACACAGUCACACACUGCCCUAACUCCUGUUUGUCCUGUUCUCUCCCACACAGUCACCACACCUGCCCUAACUCCUGUUUGUCCUGUUCUCUCUCAACAACACAGUCACACCUGCCCUAACUCCUGUUUGUCCUGUUCUCUCCCAACACAGUCCAACACCUGCCCUAACUCCUGUUUGUCCUGUUCUCUCCAACAACACAGUCACACCUGCCCUAACUCCUGUUUGUCCGUUCUCUCCCAACACACGUCACACCUGCCCUAAACUCCUGUUUGUCCUGUUCUCUCUCAACAACACAGUCACACCUGCCCUAACUCCUGUUUGUCCUGUUCUCUCUCAACAACACAGUCACACCUGCCCUAACUCCUGUUUGUCCUGUUCUCUCCAACAACACAGUCACACCUGCCCUAACUCCUGUUUGUCCGGUUCUCUCCCAACACACAGUCACACCUGCCCUAACUCUGUUUGUCCUGUUCUCUCCACAACACAGUCACACCUGCCCUAACUCCUGUUUGUCCGUUCUCUCUCCCAACACAGUCACACCUGCCCUAACUCCUGUUUGUCCUGUUCUCUCCAACAACACAGUCACACCUGCCCUAACUCCUGUUUGUCCCGUUCUCUCUCCCAACACAGUCACACCUGCCCUAACUCCUGUUUGUCCCGUUCUCUCUCAACAACACAGUCACACCUGCCCUAACUCCUGUUUGUCCUGUUCUCUCUCCCCAACACAGUCACACCUGCCCUAACUCCUGUUUGUCCCGUUCUCUCCCAACACAGUCACACCUGCCCUAACUCCUGUUUGUCCUGUUCUCUCCUCAAAACACAGUCACAACCUGCCCUAACUCCUGUUUGUCCGUUCUCUCCUCAACAACACAGUCACACCUGCCCUAACUCCUGUUUGUCCCGUUCUCUCCAACAACAGUCACACCUGCCCCUAACUCCUGUUUUGUCCCGUUCUCUCCCAACAACACAGUCACACCUGCCCUAACUCCUGUUUGUCCUUUCUCUCCCAACACAGUCCACACCUGCCCUAACUCCUGUUUGUCCUGUUCUCUCCAACAACACGUCACACCUGCCCUAACUCCUGUUUGUCCGUUCUCUCCAACAACACAGUCACACCCUGCCCUACUCCUGUUUGUCCGUUCUCUCCAACAACACAGUCACACCUGCCCUAACUCCUGUUUGUCCCGUUCUCUCAACAACACAGUCACACCUGCCUAACUCCUGUUUCCCGUUCUCUCCCACACACAGUCACACCUGCCCUAACUCCUGUUUGUCCCGUUCUCUCUCAACAACAAGUCACACCUGCCCUAACUCCUGUUUGUCCCUGUUUCUCUCCCAACAACACAGUCACACCUGCCCUAACUCCUGUUUGUCCUGUUCUCUCAACACAGUCCCUGCCUAACUCCUGUUUGUCUGUCUCCAACAAACAGUCACACCUGCCCUAACUCCUGUUUGUUCCUGUUCUCUCUCAACAACAGUCACACCUGCCCUAACUCCUGUUUGUCCUGUUCUCUCCUCAACAACACAGUCACCACCUGCCCUAACUCCUGUUUGUCCGUUCUCUCCAACCCGUCACACCUGCCCUACUCCUGUUUCCGUUCCAUCAACACAACACACCCUGCCCUAACUCCUGUUUGUCCCGUUUCUCUCCCAACACAGUCCACACCUGCCCUAACUCCUGUUUGUCCUGUUCUCUCUCAACAACACAGUCACACACUGCCCUAACUCCUGUUUGUCCCGUUCUUCUUCCCAACACAGUCACACCUGCCCUAACUCCUGUUUGUCCUUCUCUCAAAAACACAGUCCACACCUGCCCUACACUCCUGUUUGUCCCGUUCUCUCCCAACACAGUCACACCUGCCCUAACUCCUGUUUGUCCUGUUCUCUCAACAACACAGCACACCUGCCCUAACUCCUGUUUGUCCGUUCUCUCCAACACAGUCACACCUGCCCUAACUCCUGUUUUUGUCCCUGUUUCUCUCCCAACACAGUCACACCUGCCCUAACUCCUGUUUGUCCUGUUCUCUCCCACAACACAGUCACACCUGCCCUAACUCCUGUUUGUCCUGUUCUCUCCCAACCACAGUCAACACCUGCCCUAACUCCUGUUUGUCCGUUCUCUCCCAACACAGUCACACCUGCCCUAACUCCUGUUUGUCCUGUUCUCCUCUCCAACACAGUCACACCUGCCCUACUCCUGUUUGUCCCGUUCUCUCCCAACACAGUCACACCUGCCCUAACUCCUGUUUGUCCUGUUCUCCUCAACAACACAGUCACACCUGCCCCUAACUCCUGUUUGUUCCCGUUCUCUCUCAACAAACAGUCACACCUGCCCUAACUCCUGUUUGUCCUGUUCUCUCCAACAACACAGUCACACCUGCCCUAACUCCUGUUUGUCCUGUUCUCUCCCAACAACAGUCACACCUGCCCUAACCUCCUGUUUGUCCUGUUCUCUCCCAACAACACAGUCACAACACUGCCCUAAUUGUUUGUCCUGUUCUCCCCAACAACACAGUCACACCUGCCCUAACUCCUGUUUGUCCUGUUCUCUCUCAACAACACAGUCACACCUGCCCUAACUCCUGUUUGUCCUGUUCUCUCCCCAACACACAGUCACACCAUGCCUAACUCUGUUUGUCCAUGUUCUCCUUCCCAACAACCAGUCCACACCUGCCCUAACUCUGUUUGUCCCGUUCUCUCCCAACACAGUCACACCCUGCCCUAACUCAUGUUUGUCCCGUUCUCUCCCAACACAGUCACACCUGCCCUAACUCCUGUUUGUCCCGUUCUCUCCCAACACAGUCACACCUGCCCUAACUCCUGUUUGUCCCGUUCUCUCCCAACAACACAGUCACACCUGCAGGGCAUGGACGUCCGUCUGAUGCGGCAGCUCCUAUCGAUCAACGACGGCAUCGAGGCGACGCGCUGCGCCCUGGAGGUGGAGCAGGGGGUCCGGGACGGCAGC